CUCUGUUUCAGGAGUUAUUUCUAAUUCAUAAACAUCGCAAUUUCCUGAAGUUGUUGACCAGAUUUUGUAGUUUUUCUGAAUGACCUAUCGUAUGUGUACAUGUACAUGCCUUUGCUCUCCAAUUACUGGACCAAGAUCUUCACAGUGAUUUCAUUUGAUUUGUUCAAUUGUAAAUUUGAUUGUGUACAAGUAAGCACCGAUCAUGUCUGUGGAUAUGAAUAGCCAAAGCUCAGAUGACAGCGAUUAUGAUGAUGACGAUGACAAUGAAGGGGAUAUGUAUGAUUACUAUGACAAUGAUGAUCAUGAAGAUGGUGACAAGCCAGAGAAUAAAUACGAUGAUCCAGAGUACUUUGAGCAAGAGUCUCUCUCUGUUGAGCAAGUUAAUGCAUUUCUUGAUGAGGAAGUUGACAAAGCUAGCAAAACUCUGAAGGUGUCUCCAACCAUUGCAAAGGUGCUUUUAAAAGUGCAUAACUGGGUACCUUCGGAGCUAUUACAAAGAAAUGCUGAAGAUAAAACUAAUCUGUUGGUAGAAACCCAUAUUAUACCUCCUCCUUGUUCUAAGAAAGCUAAGUUGACUGGCCCUCCAAGUAAUGGUAUGUGUCCUGUAUGUCUUCAGAAGACAAGUGUAGAUAAAUUAAAUGCCUUGGCAUGCAAGCAUUAUUUCUGUAAAGAUUGUUGGACUAUGCAUUUCUGUGUUCUUAUUGAAGAUGGUGUGUCAACAGGUAGGUCUAUGUCAACAUCACAGAUAAUUAUAUACCAGGGGUUUAAUCAUUUUCAGUUAUCGUUUUGUCCUGGUCCUGGAUGUGAUAUUGUAUUGAAAGCUGAACAGCCAGCAGCUAAAAGGGCUAUCUGUACAAAGUGCAAUAAUUCAUUCUGUUUUAAGUGCAAGCUACACUACCAUGCCCCAACAGAAUGUGAAGUUAUCAAAAAAUGGUUAACCAAAUGUCGAGAUGACUCUGAAACUGCAAACUAUAUUAGUGCACAUACGAAAGAUUGCCCUAAGUGCAGUGUUUGUAUAGAGAAGAACGGAGGAUGUAACCAUAUGCAAUGCUAUAAAUGUAAACAUGAUUUCUGCUGGAUGUGUUUAGGAGACUGGAAGAACCACGGCAGUGAAUACUAUGAAUGCAGUCGUUAUAAAGAAAAUCCCAACAUAGCUAAUGAAUCAGUUCAUGUUCAAGCCAGAGAAGCACUCAAAAAAUAUUUAUUCUAUUUUGAAAGGUGGGAAAACCAUUCUAAGAGUUUAAGAUUAGAAGAGGAGACAUUUAAAAAGAUUAAUCAAAGAAUAGAAGAUAAAGUGAUGAAGAAUGCUGGUACCUGGAUUGACUGGCAGUAUCUAUUGGAUGCUGCUGCAUUAUUAGCUAAAUGCCGAUAUACAUUGCAGUACACCUACCCAUAUGCUUAUUUUAUGGAAGCAGGACCAAGAAAGAAACUGUUUGAAUAUCAACAAGCUCAACUAGAAGCUGAAAUAGAGAACCUCUCAUGGAAAGUAGAAAGAGCUGAGACAACUGAUAGAGGGGAUUUAGCCAACCAAAUGGAUAUAGCUGAAACGAGACGGCUAACACUCUUAAAAGAUUUUCUUCCACAUUGAGAAGACAUUGCUGUGAUCCAUGUAAAUUAAAUCUCAGAUGACCAGGCUUGUAUCGGUGAUGGGGGAAUACAGUGAUGUACUAUAGCUUCCUGCAAAAUAUUAGUUUGAUAGAAAGCCUACAAAAUGUGAUUGAACAGAUCUGUCGUUUUACUAGUUGGCAGAUUAUAGUACUGUGAAUUGCUUUAUUUAAGCCUGGAUUUAUUUUCAUUUGGGCUGGCACAUUUUUUUUUAAUUCACUGAAUUGUCAUAGCAAUGGGAAACGAAUAUUCCCAUUCUUUCAGUGAAAAUAACAGUAAAAUACAGUAUUCUGGGGUCCAUGUCAUCAAAACAUCUACAUCCGCACUAGAAGUGUUAAAUAACGAGAAUGUACCAAAAUCAAUAAACUGCCAACAUGCCAUUCACUUAUAAAGUAUGUGUUUCACCAAUUUUAAUUCCAUUGGUAAAUUAUUACUAAAAUCAAUAUGUGUGUGCAGCUUUGCUUUGAAUUUCAUUUUCUAUAUCUUCCCAAAAUUCACCCAAACGGUGUGUUAUUUGUUUUUUUUAAUUAUGAUACAGAUACUGUAGAAUACUUUAUUUUCGCUUGGAAUUUAUUUUCGCUAUUUUCACUGAAGGGAUGAUUCCGUGAAAAUAAAAUCCAGCGAAUAUACUUUUUUUCUUAUAUUUCACAUUAAAUUCAUGAAAAAUCAGUGAAAAUAAAUUCCAAGCAAAACGUCCAAAAAGCCUUUUCAGCGAAAAUUAAUUCCAGCGAAAAUAAAAGUAUUCCACAGUAAUAAAGGUCAUUCUAGUUUUUACUUGAAUGAUGAUGUUUCUGUAAUGAGUGUACAAGUUAAUCUUGUGUGGUCCCUUUCAACAGAAACUAACAGCUUUAACAGUUUUAUGCAAGUUAUGCCUUGCUGGUAUAGUUGAAUGUGCUAUGUAAUCCUAACUUUUGUGGUACUCUAUCAUUUUGCAUAUGUGCAUUUCUCAUUGGAGUUCUGGUAACAGUUGUCCUAAAGCCUACUCUAAUUUUGUAUUACAGUUGCACUUUGAAAGCUUUAUUCGGGUCUUUGCAUUAUUAUGUGAAAUAUUUGAUGGUCUGAAUUUGCAUGGAUUUGUGAGAUGGAUUUCAUAAAUGUGCAAAUUCCAAUAAUGUGUUUGAACACUGAUAACUGUUUGAUUGUGUGUUCAAAUUUGCUUUGCUUUGCCUAAAGUUUUUGAAUCGUGUGCCAAAAAACAUGGACUCACAAUGAUUCAUUUUUGUUCCAAAUUACUCACUGUAAUUUUUUGCAUACUAGUUCCAAGACCGCAAAUAAAGCUUCAUGAAUGAUCUCAAAGUGCAAGUUUGAUAUUUGAUUUUCUCCACAAAAUGUUCGGAGUGAUUUAAAAAAGUCUUUGUGGCCUAGAAACAAGUCUAAAUUAUACAUAUGUGAACAGAUGUGGGAGUUGAUUAUUCCAAAACAAAAGUGCUCAAUACAAAGUAUAUGUAGA
Messenger RNA from Saccoglossus kowalevskii, 3055 nucleotides. Its product is annotated as putative E3 ubiquitin-protein ligase ariadne-2. Gene Ontology annotation, biological process: protein ubiquitination. The record is from RefSeq and is a predicted model, not a curated record. Lineage: Eukaryota; Metazoa; Hemichordata; Enteropneusta; Harrimaniidae. Gene Ontology annotation, molecular function: ubiquitin-protein transferase activity; zinc ion binding.